AUGGCACCUCCAUACAUACUAUCAGCCAUCGCAAAGGCCAUCCUGAUCAACUUUAUUGAAGGCGGCGUCAUUGGCUUCUCCCCUCGGGGAUCCAUUGUUCGACCUCUCGCGCUUGCUCUGAUCGUGCUGUUGGCUGCCUCAGUUCACUGCACCAUCAUUCCCUGGGAGCAGCAUCGCUCUUUGGCUGGGAUUCUUUCGUGCAACAGCAUCUUCAUUGUUGCGCACGCACCAGACCUCUUCUUCCACAGCGGCAUUACCUAUAAUGAGCAUUACGACUGGCUCUGUAAGACCAAGGGUUAUCAUCCGCCGUUUACCCUGCUUCAGCGCGCCAACUGGGCCUUUGCAAUGAUCAGGAACGGUCGCCGCGUUGGGACGAAAUGGCAGGUCGUUCCCAUCCAUCCAUUCGAUCCUGAUAGACCGGACUAUAUCCCUACCCGCACAACCUUCCUUGUUCAUCGUCUCCUGACGAUUUUUCUCUGGUGCAUAGUCCUGUACUUCUUAGGUGGCCCUCCGUUUCACUCCGCGUUUCCGUCGUAUAUUACCAAGGAGCGUCAAGAGCUCCUGCUGGACGAAUAUAAUUUGGCCCUAUCUGCAUUUCUUCCACGAUUCUGGCUUUCUAUGUCCUUUAUUCUCGGCCUUUCCACACUUCAACGGUCUCGCUUCGACUAUCAGAUCCGGAGGAUUGGCCACCUAUGA
This is a messenger RNA of Aspergillus nidulans FGSC A4, 696 nucleotides long. RefSeq lists its product as uncharacterized. Bases 1 to 696 code for a protein of 231 amino acids. Lineage: Eukaryota; Fungi; Ascomycota; Eurotiomycetes; Eurotiales; Aspergillaceae. The record is from RefSeq and is a predicted model, not a curated record. The transcript has 2 exons.